Coccomyxa subellipsoidea C-169 is the source of this 1274-nucleotide messenger RNA. Its product is annotated as translation initiation factor 3, RNA-binding subunit. Gene Ontology annotation, cellular component: cytoplasm; eukaryotic translation initiation factor 3 complex. The coding region runs from base 77 to 934 and encodes 285 amino acids. The transcript is spliced from 5 exons. The record is from RefSeq and is a predicted model, not a curated record. Lineage: Eukaryota; Viridiplantae; Chlorophyta; Trebouxiophyceae; Coccomyxaceae. Gene Ontology annotation, molecular function: RNA binding; translation initiation factor activity.
UAAUCAUUCAGGCAAAGCAUUGGUACUUGUUGAUUCAUCACGGAUCAGUAAAUAUAUUUUGAAGAAGAUCAGCAAAAUGACAGCGAUGAAAAUCAGAUGGGGAGAUACUCUUGAUGAGGACGAUUCGUUGCCCACCAACACAGUGGUUGGCCCAGACAAGCAAGGAAUCAAGACUAUCACAACCUACAAGAAAAAUGACAAGGGCGAGACCGUAAAGGUGGUGACAAAGACCAGGGUGUCGCGAGUGGAGAGGAAGAUCUAUGAGGUAGCGGCAGAGCGGAGGAGUCGCUUGAAACGCUUUGGGGAGGCAACCAAGGAGCAGGCUGGAGACAGUGUGACAGUGCAGCAGGCUGAGGACAUCCCCUUUGAGAGGGUGCAGAAGGCAAGGCAAACGACCGAGGAGAAGAGGGCAGAGAAGGAGGACCUCAAGUCAGCUCUCCAAGGCUCAGACAAGAGCGCUGUUGUGGGCAGUUUGAGGGACAUGCUGUACCGGAGGAGAAUGGAGAGGCAGCUGGCGCUGGCCCGAGGCCAGAUCGCUGCCCCAGAGAGGCCGCCUGAUGAGGACUCGGAGGCUGGCGGUUUGCCACAGGCAGGCAGCAAGCCCGGGGGCUACGUGCCUCCCAGCAGGCGCGCGGGUGCCACUAUGGCGGACGGCGACAGCAUGCGGCGGCGCGAGGAAAACUCUGUGCGCGUCACAAACCUGUCAGAGGACACGCGCGAGGACGAUCUCAGGGAGCUGUUCAGCCCCUUUGGCCCCAUUUCCCGCAUCUACAUCGCGUAUGACCGCGAGACCGGCGAGAGCCGCGGCUUUGCCUUCGUCAACUUUGUGCACCGGGAGGACGCCGCGCGCGCCGUGCAGAAGCUGGAUGGCCAUGGUUACGACAACCUCAUCCUGCGCGUGGAGUUUGCUGCUCCCCGUGCAGAGCGCACCUGAGCUGCCCGCCGUGUGUUGACUUGUAGCGGCUGCAGCAUGACUUGAAGCAAGGGUGUGAGCGGACACAUCGUGUAUAUGUGAUAUGAACUUCCAAAAGAGUCUUGCACAGGUUGCUGAGCUUCAUCGACAUAAGACACCUUUGUCACCAUGGUCAAUGUAUCUUGCCAGACCCUUGAUGUCUAAAGAUUCACAGCGAGGCAGAGUCUUCAGGUUUUUGGGCUGAAUGAUGCUGCAUGUGCAUGGAUCACAGUGACAUCACGGUCAGAUUGAGGGGCCUUGCAUGCUGUAGUCUAAAAGCCUGUCUAUGGUGCCACUGCGGCCGAUGAACAUAAAAUUUGGG